AUGUAGGAGUUAACAGAACUUAAGAACUUAGUUAUACAAUCUCUUGAGGCUAAUGGAUCUCUAGCAAAAAUAAGAGCUUAGAUAAGGGCCUCUGUCUUUAAUGUAGUUGAUCAAUAGGAAGGCAAUAAUAAAAAACCAUCUCCAUUUUUUUGGGAAAAUAACAAAGCCCAAACUAUUUAUGAACUAGGAUGUGGAAGAGAUAUGCUAGAAUUAAUUAAAGAAUUUUUUAUAUUUUUUGAAAUGCACUACACAAACUCGAUCUUUUCGAGUGAGAGCAACUUAAGAGAGGAAAUCAAUAGAGAUUAGAUUGCAAAAAAAUUGAAUAUAGAUGCCACUGAUUCAACUAAGCCAUUAUUAUACUUCUUGCUAAAAAAUAGAUAGCCUGAAAAAAAAUCGGAAGAAAAAGUGUAACCAUAAAAAUUUGCACAACCCUCCCCCAAAGAAGUACAAAUAUAGUAAUAGUAAUAACAAUAAUAAAAAUUGCAAGAUCAAAAACUCUAAGAAUAAAAGAGACAGGAUGAAUAAAAGAAGUAAGAGGAAUUGAAAAAGUUGGAAGAACAAAAAAAGCAGGAUGAGUAAAGAAAAUUAGAUGAAUAAAAAAGAUAAUAAUAAGAAGAACAACGAAGAAUUGAAGAUUAGAAAAAAGAUUAGUUAAGAAAACAAUAAGAGGAAUAACGAAAAAUGGAAGAAUUAAAAAAAUAAUAAGAUUAAUAAAAACUUGAAUAGCAAAAAUAAGAAUAACAAAGAUUAGAACAUUAAAAAUAAGAAUAAUAAAAAAAGGAAUAGGAAAAAUUGAAAGAAUAAUAAAAAUAACAGGAAUUGCUAAAAUAAUAACAAGAAAAAGAGAAACUUGAAGCAGAAAAGAGAAAAGUCCAAGCUAAAAAAUUCGAACAUAGAAACUAUGAGGAUGAAAAGUUUGAUAAUGAGGACUUAGAAGAAUAAUUAGAAGGAGAAGAUUUGAGAGAUUCUUAAUUGCAAUAAGAUUAGUUUUAAGAGUCGGAUGAAUACAUGCAAUAAUCAUAAUCAUAAGGAAUAGACAUGACUGUUGAUUCUGAAGCAUUGAAUGAAUUCGAUUAUUAUGAAGAUAUAGAAGAUAUGGAUUGA
Messenger RNA from Paramecium tetraurelia, 1104 nucleotides. RefSeq lists its product as uncharacterized. NCBI's taxonomy places the organism in Eukaryota, Ciliophora, Oligohymenophorea, Peniculida, Parameciidae. The record is from RefSeq and is a predicted model, not a curated record. Gene Ontology annotation, biological process: microtubule anchoring. Gene Ontology annotation, cellular component: microtubule organizing center. The transcript has 4 exons.